AUGGCUUCCAUGCUUGGUGUCAGCGAGGCAACUUUGCGGAGGAGACUUAGAGAUUGCGAAUUGUCUACUGCUCAGCGUUUUACUCGUCUAUCCGAUGAGGAACUUGACAAUAUAGUGAAAGACAUAAAAAUUGAGUUCCACAACAGUGGUUACAGAAUGAUAAUUGGACUGUUGCGGGCAAAAGGGUUGCAUAUCCCACAGCGUCGUGUAAUAGAGUGUUUAAGGCGAGUUGACAUUGAGGGAGUAAUUGCAAGAACACUACAACUCGGAAUCAUUUUUCGACGAAAGUACCAUGUGUAUGGACCCAAUGCAUUGUGGCAUAUUGACACAAAUCAUAAGUUAAUAAGGUGAAUAUUUGUAUUAAAAUCAACAAAAAAUCAUUGCUGUUGCCUUUGGUCUAAUUUUACAACUGUAAUAUGUUCUCGUUACUGUUGUUAAUUUGUUGUUAAUCUAAUGUAUUUCACUGUUUUUUACAGGUGGAGAUUGGUCAUUCAUGGUGGAAUUGAUGGUUUUUCUCGCCUUAUCGUGUUUCUUAACUGCCACAAUAACAACUGUGCAAGCACUGCUUUAGAAGAAUUCCAAUCGGCUGUUGGCAAAUUUGGACUUCCAAGUCGUGUAAGGACAGACCAGGGGGGUGAAAAUGUUGAUAUUGCAAGAUUCAUGCUGAGUCAUCCUGAACAAGGUGAAAACAGAGGAAGUCACAUAACUGGCCGCAGCGUUCAUAAUCAACGCAUAGAACGAUUGUGGAGAGAUGUGUAUUAUGCUUGUAGUUUCAAGUAUCAUUCACUCUUUACCCACAUGGAGAAUGUUGGCAUCUUAGACGUAACAAAUGAAAUCCAUAUGUUUUGUCUUCAUUACAUAUAUAUUCCCAUCAUCAGACAACAUCUUGUACAUUUUGUUCAAGGAUAUAACAAUCAUGGUCUGUCAACUGAAGGGAAUAAGACUCCUACACAACUAUGGAUUCAAGGAAUGUUCAACAUGGCAAACAGUAGUCACAGAACAGCCAGAGAGAUGUGGGAACCAAGAACUGAAGUAUGUACAUGUAUUUAUUUGUUCAAAAAAUACUUUACUUUACUUAUAUUAAUUUCAUCACUUGGUAUUAUUCUUUAAGAAUGACAUGAUCUUAUACGGAGUUGACUGGUCUGGCCCUACACCUUCACGAGAAUGGGGAAGUAUUGAGAUGGAGUCAGUAGCUGUAACUGUUCCAGAAAUUGUUCUACCCUUGUCGGAUGACACUCUUGGGCAGGUAUUGGAACAUCUUCAAGUGAUUAACCCUUUAGGGGAAACUGCAAACUUUGGAAUAGAUUUAUAUGAACAAGCAAUUGAGGUAAUUUCUAGAUUAACUGCUUAA
Molecule: messenger RNA, 1351 nt
Organism: Paramuricea clavata
Lineage: Eukaryota; Metazoa; Cnidaria; Anthozoa; Malacalcyonacea; Plexauridae
Source: the annotation of a GenBank genome assembly